Molecule: messenger RNA, 1199 nt
Organism: Harmonia axyridis
Lineage: Eukaryota; Metazoa; Arthropoda; Insecta; Coleoptera; Coccinellidae
Exons: 2
Coding region: 130-621 (163 amino acids)
Source: RefSeq, a predicted model, not a curated record
CUAUGGUAUGGUCAUAGAUUAUGGCUGCAUCAAAAAAUAUAAACAAAUAGCGGAGAAUUGCUGAAUUCUAUAUUUUUAAAUAGACUUCAAAGAAUAGAUUGUAGAAUUACCUUGCUUUAUUUGAUUAAAAUGCAGUUCGAUAAAAUACAAGAAGUUUCUGCAACGAAUAAAUUGAAUCUUUCCGAUUUGGACUCAGCACUCAAAGAAUUGGGAAUGCUAGCUACAUCUACCAAUUCCAGAAAUGAAUACAUGAGAGAAAUUUCGGCUAACCCAUGCACAAGUUCUCUCAAAAUAAAUACAAAAUAUAUAAGCAAUGUUAUGAUAGCAUGUGGGAGUUACAAAACUAAAACACACAGUAGAUUUAAACCUUAUAUAAAAAGAGUAAGAAAUAGGACCAAAUCAGAAAAUAGCGACAGUGAAAGCUAUGAUAUUAUACAUAAAAUGUUGAAUGACUCUUUAAAUGUUGUUGAUAAUAUCACUGAGCUGAAAAAAGCAAAAUCUUUAGAAAGUAUAGUAUGUGAAAACAAAGAACAAGUUGAUUUCACUAAGAUUUGCUUUGAAAAUCUAUCAGACUUGGAAACUGUAAAUGAAUGUAUUCAGAAUUUAAAAUUUGGAGAAUAAAUUGAUGUCGAAUUCCCUAUAUGCAGGUUAAUUCAGCACUAUUCUUUGAAAUGUUGGCUUGACCCAUUGAUAAGGAUUUAAUUUAUUUUAUUUGAAGCAUUGUAGGUUUAUUGUAAAGUAAAACUAUCUACAGUACAAAAGAUCAAAUUGUUAGUUAUUAAAAAAAUUAAUAACCAUAACUAUUAUCUGAAGAACUAACUAAGAGUUUUAUUGAAGAAUAUUCAUGUGAAAAUAAUUCAUCAAAUGUAGGUAAAAGUUCACGAAUAUAAUUUUCGGUUAAACCAACACGAUAAAUAUAGAAGUGAAAAUUACUGUAUUUGAAAUAUUUCUAUAUGUAGAAGUAUUAGAUAAUGCAAAAUCUAUUGAGUUAGUAUACUAAAAUGUUUUUUUAUGUAUUCUGUAAAACUAACCAAGAAUUUUGUUAAUUGAUAUCUUGCAAGUCAACUUAGACAAAUAUAUCUCAGUUUUUGCAAUAAACAUGUUAAUUCAAAUUAUAUAUUUUGUUGACUAGAAAGUGAUUUGAUUGUCAUUAGAAGAAUAAGUGUAAUUCUUUUCAGAACAUUAUAUUUAUUCAGUAA